CCUCAAUAAACAACUGCGCUGUUCUGACCUCCGGCUCUCACAUCCCGCUCAGCAUCAACCCUUUUGGCGUCUCUCUCACGCCUUCCCAUCCCAUCAUGUCAGCAGACGAGGGCUCGCCCCCGGCGUCCAUCCACGAGGAGAAACAGGAUGACGCGCCCGAGGACAAGGAACUAGGUGAUUACGAUGUACAAGCAGCUGCCGACUCAGACAAAGACGCCUCCGACGGAGCCCACUCAGAAGACGACGACCUAUCAGAAAUCGAUGAGGAUCAAUUCGGCGACUACGAUCCCGCAGCCGCUCGUAUCGAGGAGAAGCCCGUAGAGAUCGACGAGGAUGUAGCUCGAACUCUUAAAGCCGGCAAGCGCAAGGGUUUGGCCACCAAGAAGCCCAAGGAGGGCAGGAGAGACAAGAAAAAGCGCAGACGCGACGACGAGGACAACGAUGGUGCAGAUGGCGAGAUCUUGAGUGGGAAGCGUUCUAGGAAAGCAGGCGGUGCAACAUCCAGCAAGAGGCCUUCACCCGAGCUUGUCGACGAGAGCACUCUGACACCCGAGGAGAGACGACGUCGAGCCAUAGAGAGAGCUGCUACUGGCGAGACAAAGACCAAGGUCAAGCGCAAGAAGAAGGACGAAGUUGAUCUCGAGGCCGAGCUUGACGAGCAAAUCGCCACUCUCAAAACCGCCAUGGAAAACGCUUGUCGAGACGACAACAAUGCUCGCCAACAGGGCCAGCCCGCCCUCCACAAGUUGAAGUUGCUUCCCGAGGUCAUGAGCCUUCUCAACCGAAACAACCAGCAAUCUGCCAUUGUAGAUCCCGAUGCCAACUUUCUUGAGUCGGUCAAAUUCUUUCUCGAGCCCCUGAGCGAUGGUUCGCUGCCGGCCUACAAUAUCCAGCGUGACAUCUUUCAGGCCUUGCAGCGUCUUCCCAUCGAGAAGGAGACAUUGAUGGCAAGCGGCAUCGGCAAGAUCGUUCUGUUCUACACCAAGAGCAAGAAGGCCGUGCCGACUGUCAAACGCUUGGCUGAACAGCUACUGGGCGAAUGGAGCAGACCAAUCCUCAGGAAGACCCAUGACUACAAGCAGCGCCAGGUUGAGACUCGGGAUUUCGAUUACCAGGCCGCCAAACUCAAGCAAGUCGUUGGCUCUUCCCAGUACACCCUCACCCAACGCCCUGUUGCUUCGCAGCAGUCACUACGUGAUGCAGAGCGAGCCCGUAUGUUGGCUCCUGUUAACCUCAGCAAUCGCGCUCGUGUCAGCGGCCUUCCAGCUGCCUACACGGUUGCUCCCAAGAGCACCUUCGAGCCUUCGCGGGACGGAUCCCAUCGACCUAUUGGUUCGAGCGGUGUUGAAGCUUUCCGCAAGAUGACACAGAAAGGAAAGAGGGGCUAGGCGCGCUCUCACUGAGCUUGGUUGGAUCAUUAGCAUGGAAGGUCGAAGGCGUUUGGCGUUGGGUUUUGUGGCCUUGAUUGAGGAAGUGCAACCAAAUACUGAGGGUGUAGUGUCUAGGCGGCCGGGGUGGAGUUUAUCGCACUCUGUCUAUGGACUCACAUUGUCGCCAGUAAACAUCAGUAG
Molecule: messenger RNA, 1571 nt
Organism: Truncatella angustata
Lineage: Eukaryota; Fungi; Ascomycota; Sordariomycetes; Amphisphaeriales; Sporocadaceae
Exons: 3
Coding region: 96-1388 (430 amino acids)
Biological process (GO): poly(A)+ mRNA export from nucleus
Cellular component (GO): nucleus
Source: RefSeq, a predicted model, not a curated record